This is a messenger RNA of Fusarium odoratissimum NRRL 54006, 1074 nucleotides long. RefSeq lists its product as uncharacterized. The record is from RefSeq and is a predicted model, not a curated record. The coding region runs from base 1 to 1074 and encodes 357 amino acids. Lineage: Eukaryota; Fungi; Ascomycota; Sordariomycetes; Hypocreales; Nectriaceae. The transcript is spliced from 6 exons.
AUGGUCUCAGCACCUUCUGGAGAAGCUGUGACAGCUGUCACCUAUUCCCUUGUCUCUCUUGCAGCUGUUCUGAUUGCCGCACGUAUUUAUCUACGUCUCUUUAUCCAAAAACAGCGACUUCUUCUUAGUGACCUGCUGAUAAUAGCUGCUUGGUUCUCGGCGUUCAUGACUAUUGUAUUUGGCCUGCUUGUUGCCAAAUAUAAUACUCUGAGACCCGAACUUGAUUAUACUUUAAUGAACUGGGAUGCCCCAUUGGAAGCUCAAAUUUAUGUGGCAAGGUUGUCGUGGGCAGCCAUGUUCCCUUUCCUUACGACAUUUUACCUUUGCAAGGCAUCUCUGCUCGCCGUCUAUCUCCAACUCUUCCCAACAUUUAUGAAAACACGCAGAAUCUUGCUCUGGAUUACAAUUGCCUAUUGUGCGGCGGCAUAUAUAGUUACAAUUUCCCUGCAGCUCUUUUUAUGCCUCCCUGUAUGGCGAAACUGGGCAAUCAACCAACCAGAAAAGCUCUGCCCUGAUGAUGACUUGGCCAGGAUCUUUCAAAUUGCAUGGGCUUUGCAUUUUGCUGGAAGUCUUGCUCUUUUUGCCUUGCCCUGGCUUAUCGUCUACAAGGUUCAGAUGAAAAGAAAGAUAAAGAUUGGCGUUUACAGCGUCUUUUUGCUUGGCUUAGUCGAUAUUACUUUUUCGUUGACGCGCUUCCUUAGCGUGCAACUUGGCAAUGUCGGCCAGUUUAGAUCCGUCACAACAAUUGAACUUUGGAGCUCAUUAGAUAGUAAUAUUGGGUUGAUUAUCGCUUGUCUUCCUGCCCUACGACCAUUCCUCCGUCGCAACCGAGAAACGUCCGAGCAAUACAACAAUAGAGAAUCUUCAAGGAACACUAGAACGGUCACUGCCAGGAGACACAACCAGGCCGGUUUUGAGGAGAUUGAAGAAGACAUAUCAAUCAAUAAAGAUGGGUCCAUGAAACUGGCCUUUCACUCCAGCAACUCCCGGCGCAUAGGAGAUGGCUGGAGCGAUAGGGCAGCAAGCGGGAGUGAUAUAGAGCUUGUCAAUGUUGAAGUUGUAAGGGGGACCUAA